UAAAAAACGUUUUAAAAUGUCCUACCACUGCACUAUCUGUUAUGAUCCAAUUGUCAAAGACAAUGACAUGCCCGCUUGUUUAGGUUGUGGUCACACCUUCCACAAAUCAUGUAUUACUCAAUGGAUAGCGAGCAAGUCCGCCCAAGUAUGUCCACUCUGCAAAAAAAGAAUCUCCAAGAACAAAAUAAUUUCACCCAUUUAUCUUUCAACAAACGAUGCACCCUCAGCAGCUGCAGUCGAUCACUCUGAAGUGGUCUCAUUGGAAUUAACAAUGACAGUACGAAGGCUACAGCAAGACAAAGUAGGACUGGAGACAAGUAUGAGCAGCUUACACAAAGAAUUAGAAGCCAACAGAGUAGAAAUACAACGUCUCCGUGAUAGUCUUGAACAAGCACGAACUCAAAGACGAUAUAUCAAAAUUAUUAGAAAAGUUGCGGAACUGGAUGAUGACUUGUCAGAGGAACCGAUGCAACAGUACUUGCAAAGCAUUCAACAUUUAUCGUCAAGAGAACUUUUAAUUCAUGUUGGAGCUCUUCGUGCACGCCAACUCAAGGCAAUAAAGGAAACCGAAGCAUCUGUCAAACGAUUAGGAAUGCAAACAAGAGAUAAUGAAAUUUUAAAGGCAAAGAUUGAGGAAUUAAAUCAACGCCUCAAGGGAGAUAACACAUCAUCUCCAGCAACACCUACAAGUGCAACCAGCCCUGCAGAACAACCUGAAAAGAAGGUUAUCAUCCUGGACGAUAGUGAUGGAGAAAGCGAUACAGUAAAUUUAACAGAUGAUUAUGUGGAUGGUGAAGAUAGUUUAGACUUCUUUGUGGAAGAACACGUAGCACAAUCUUCUAAUUCCCGAAAGAGGAAAAACAACAGCAAUGAGAAUGGCGAAGGUGAAAGAGCAAAAAAAAUUGUUGCUAUUGAUCUAAGCCAAGACGACGAUUCGGCAGGUCCAUCGAGAUCCAGGGCAUAAAAUAUCACUAUUAUUAUGAUGAUAUUUAACUCUUUCUUAUACAUUUCCCUUUGCUUUUCAUCCAUCCUUUCUAUAUACCAAAGCGUAUUACUUGUAAUGCCCCGUUAAAAUUAUAACAAGAGUUUACCUCUAUUUUUUUAUUUUUAUUUUUUUUUCAUAUAUAAAAGCUUCAAUCCCCUUUAGUCUAAA
Messenger RNA from Mucor mucedo, 1153 nucleotides. RefSeq lists its product as uncharacterized. Bases 17 to 964 code for a protein of 315 amino acids. Gene Ontology annotation, molecular function: zinc ion binding. The transcript has 7 exons. NCBI's taxonomy places the organism in Eukaryota, Fungi, Mucoromycota, Mucoromycetes, Mucorales, Mucoraceae. The record is from RefSeq and is a predicted model, not a curated record.